Messenger RNA from Cucurbitaria berberidis CBS 394.84, 615 nucleotides. RefSeq lists its product as uncharacterized. The coding region runs from base 1 to 615 and encodes 204 amino acids. The transcript has a single exon. The record is from RefSeq and is a predicted model, not a curated record. NCBI's taxonomy places the organism in Eukaryota, Fungi, Ascomycota, Dothideomycetes, Pleosporales, Cucurbitariaceae.
AUGUACGGCCCCGCCUUCGACGCUUCCCAUGACUAUGAACACAUCCAGCGCGUCGUUGCGCUCGCUCAUCGCAUCUACACGGCGCAUGAGAAGGAUGAUUGGACACGCGGAAUCGACAAGACAGUUCUCUAUGUCGCAUGCAUGGUGCAUGAUGUGGGCGAUAGCAAGUACCACGUGCGUUCCGAAGGCGAUGAGCGGGAUCAAGAGGAUAUCAUCCGCGACUUCUUGAAGGAGAUUGGCUGUGCUCCGAAGAUUUGGGGGCCUGCUGCUUUCAUUGCGGCCCGUGUGCCGUUCUCUCGUGAGCUCGAGGAGCCGGUGCAGAUCAAGAAGAACGCUGAUAGCUUCCCGGAGUUGCGCAUAGUUCAGGAUGCGGACCGACUUGAUGGACUUGGUGCCAUUGGCAUUGGUCGCUGCUUUGUCUUCGGAGGCAUCAACGAGGAGCGUCGUAAGGGCAGCAUUCAGGCCGGCGUUGAACUCCACUAUGACCGUUUUGAGAAGUACCUCGAGCUUAUGAAGACGGAUACGGGCAAGCGUAUGGCCAUGGAGCGCUUGGGUUUCAUGGCCACGUUCCGCGAGCAGUGGUUCGAAGACACAGACUGUGGAGCGGUCUUGUAA